GAAAACGGAUAUCCGAGUUCUACGUGUGACGUCACAUAGUGAGAGCAACAAGUGCCAUGUGACUAGUCCGGUCACAUGAUCGACACACAUCAGUUUCAAAGCAGUGGGAAGAAGGGUGUAACAAGUGAAGUGUAAGAAGAGAUCCCACGUGGAAAAAGGAAUCAACAUGGGGACCAUAUUCCGCAGUGAGGAGAUGUCCCUCUGUCAGCUGUUCCUCCAGUCAGAGGCAGCUUACGCCUGCGUCUCCGAACUCGGGGAGCUCGGACUCAUGCAGUUCAAAGAUUUAAACCAUGGAGUUAAUGCCUUCCAGAGGAAGUUUGUCAAUGAAGUGAGACGAUGUGAGGAGAUGGAGAGAAAACUCCGAUACAUAGAGAAGGAGAUCAAGAAGGAGAAGCUGAAGAUCCCGGACUAUGGAGAGAACCCUAAAGCACCUGCUCCAAAGGAGAUGGUUGACCUGGAGGCCACCUAUGAGAAGAUCGAGGGAGAGCUUAGAGAGGUUAACACAAAUGCAGAGGCACUGAAGCGAAACUUCCUGGAGCUGACAGAACUUAGGGAAGUCCUGCUCAAGACACAGAACUUCUUCUCUGCUCACCGGCAUGAGAUGGGAAGCCUGGUACAUGAUGCCCAACAGGCUCUUCAUCAAGAUGAGGUCGGCUUGGCUCCACAGCAGUCAGUACAACUGGGUUUCCUGGCUGGUUGCAUCCGAAGAGAGAAGUUACCUGCCUUUGAGAGGAUGCUGUGGUUCGCCUGUCGCGGUAAUGUCUUCCUCCGAUAUGAAGAAAUCCAGCAACCAAUGGAGGAUCCUGUCACUGGCGAUCCUGUCUUCAAGAGUGUCUUCAUCAUCUUCUUCCAAGGCGAGCAGCUCAAGUCCAGAGUCAAGAAGAUCUGUGAAGGGUUCAAGGCAUCCCUGUAUCCCUGUCCCGACUCGCCCCAGGAGAGGGAGGAGAUGUUGAAGGGUGUGUCCACCAGGCUGGAGGAUCUCAAGAUGGUGUUGAACCAGACACAGGACCAUAGACACCGUGUUCUUGUUGGGACGCAGAAGGAGAUUCGAACAUGGAUCAUCAAGGUGGAAAAGAUCAAGGCCAUCUACCAUACCCUGAACAUGUUCAACUUUGACGUGUCACAUAACUCGCUCAUCGCUGAAGGAUGGUGUCCAGUUAGGGCUCUGGAAGAAGUGCAGAUGGCUCUCAAGCAGGGAGAGAAAACUAGUGGAAGUACAAUCCCUACAAUCAUCCACCCAAUGAGGACCCUUGAGACACCACCCACCUACUUCCGUACUAACAAGUUCACCAAGGGCUUCCAAAACAUUGUAGAUGCCUAUGGCAUUGCCAGCUACAGAGAAGUCAACCCAGCUCCUUAUGCUAUCAUCACCUUCCCCUUCCUGUUUGCUGUGAUGUUCGGUGAUGCUGGCCAUGGAAGUCUCAUGUUCCUGUUCGGACUGUGGAUGAUCAUCAGUGAGAAGAAGCUCCUAGCUCAGAAGUCAGACAAUGAGAUUUGGAACACCUUCUUUGGUGGUCGUUACAUCAUCACUCUGAUGGGUCUCUUCUCAACCUACACAGGGGUCAUCUAUAAUGAUGCAUUCUCUAAGAGCUUCAACAUCUUUGGAUCAGCAUGGCAUCCUGAUUACCCGAAAGAUUUGCUUGAGGUGCCAGACAUCGAGCUGACAUUAGACCCUGCCAAGUUCUUCAGGAAUAGUACACCCUACCCACUCGGCAUAGAUCCAAUUUGGCAAUUAUCUGAUAACAAGAUCACGUUCCUCAACUCCUUCAAGAUGAAGACAGCUGUUAUCCUCGGCAUCUCUCAAAUGUUGUUCGGCAUCAUUUUGGGAAUCUUCAACCACAUCCACUUCAGGAAUGUGUUGAACAUCCUGGUGGAGUUCAUCCCCGAGGUCAUCUUCCUCCUCAGCCUCUUCGGCUACCUCGUCGCCCUCGUCUAUUUCAAGUGGGUCACAUUCGAUGUCACCGAGGCCAGCUGUGCACCUGCGCUGCUCAUCCAGUACAUCAACAUGUUCAUGUUCAAUUACAAAGCCAAAGGAGACCCAAAGUGUGUAACCCACAGUUGCCUUUCUACUCAAACCAGCAUAUCUACCCAGAGCCAAACAGUCCAGACCAUAUUAUUGAUAGCUGCUGUUGCCUGUGUGCCCGUGUUGCUGUUCAUCAAGCCCUUUGUCCUUCGAGCUCAACAUAAUGCUAAGCUCAGGGAAAUUGAAGCUAUGAGAGGCAGCCUUGCUGCUCACUCUACAGAUGCUCUUAUUCCAAAUGAAGUUCUUGGAGAAAAUUCUGCCGGUAAUGGGGUACCGCGUAAACAGAAUGCUGAUUCAAAAGCCGAUGGGGAAGGCGAUAUCGAACUUGGGCCAUUGCCAGAAGGGGCAGAUAACCCUGAGGAAUUGCCAUCUACUAGUCAAGCUGAGGACUCAGUACCUGCAUCUGUUUCACAGAAAGACAUCAGUGUGAAUUCAGAGGGCGACGCUACUGUUCUUCUUCUCGAUGAUGGUUUUGAGGAUGAUUUUGAGUUUGGCGAGAUCUUCAUCCACCAAGUGAUCCACACCAUCGAGUUCUGCCUUGGCUGCAUCUCACACACAGCAUCCUACCUGCGUUUGUGGGCUCUCAGUCUGGCACAUGCCCAGCUGUCCGAGGUGCUGUGGCAGAUGGUGUUCAGCCUGGGGCUUAGCAUGGACAUUCCAUGGUUCGGUUCAGUCAUCGUGUUUGUCUUGUGGAUGUUCUGGGCCAAUCUGACCAUCGUGCUGCUGGUUAUGGAGGGGCUGUCUGCUUUCCUGCACACCCUCCGUCUCCACUGGGUGGAGUUUCAGAGCAAGUUCUAUGUCGGUGAUGGCUACAGCUUUAACCCCUUCAGCUUCAAGUUUGUCCUUGACAUUGAGUCCUUGGAGGACAUCAAAUAAGGCUUCCAUUGGCCUGUCAGGUCAGGACCUGCAGUCCUGUUCCAGUCUUCCUGCUACACUUGUCUCCGAUACUGCUACCAUCACUGGUAGUUAGAUACCAUUUUGGGUACACAUUCUGAUUCCCUAAGAUUACAGUUUAAAUUGAAAGCUGAUUAAGAUAAACUUUCAGGACUUUUUGGGAAGUAGUUUUGAUGAAACUAUUAUAAUAUCCUGCUAUUUAGAAGUCAUUUGGCAAAAGUGAUUUUAUUUUCUUUGAAUAUGGGUACUGUUCAUAUGUGUUUAUUACAUUGAACACAGUCUUCCUGAAUGUUUGAAGUAGAAAUAAUGGAUGUCGUUUUUAGACGUAUACUCUUGCAAUGUUUAUUACUGCAAUUCUUUGUUAUCAGUGCUAGAAGACUUUACUUACUCGACAGUAAAAUGAAUACAGUGACUUGCUUCCUAUGCUUUGCCAUUGUAAUUAGAGUAUUUCCAUUUUGAGUUUGUUUCCAAUAAAAAAUUAUUUCAAGGUUAUUUUUUUACCUAUAGGAACUGUUAUAAAGAUUAGGUUUGCUUCAGCGACAGUUUAUUCAUCACAUAGUGACAAAUGCAACGUAGUGUACAUCAGUUUACAACUUUAUUGUAUUGUUAUACAUGGAAAUAUGUAUUUUGUGUAAUCAUUGGUUACCAUGUUCAUACGUAGGUGUAAAACUUUUACUCUUGUCAAAAGAAAAUCUGUUUCUGGGAAAUACUGAUACCGGCUUUAUGACAUGUUACAAAUAAACUGAAUAAAUCGUCUUCCAAUCA
Haliotis rubra (blacklip abalone) is the source of this 3682-nucleotide messenger RNA. RefSeq names its product V-type proton ATPase 116 kDa subunit a-like. Gene Ontology annotation, molecular function: ATPase binding; proton-transporting ATPase activity, rotational mechanism. The record is from RefSeq and is a predicted model, not a curated record. Gene Ontology annotation, biological process: vacuolar acidification; proton transmembrane transport. Gene Ontology annotation, cellular component: vacuolar proton-transporting V-type ATPase, V0 domain; vacuolar proton-transporting V-type ATPase complex; plasma membrane. Lineage: Eukaryota; Metazoa; Mollusca; Gastropoda; Lepetellida; Haliotidae.